Molecule: messenger RNA, 483 nt
Organism: Haemonchus placei
Lineage: Eukaryota; Metazoa; Nematoda; Chromadorea; Rhabditida; Trichostrongylidae
Source: the annotation of a GenBank genome assembly
AUGUCAACAAAGGUCAAAUUGAAUGUCGGUGGACAACUUUUUGAAACGAGCCUGCGGACCCUGGAAGGAGCAAGUAAACUUUUGGAAUUAGUCAAGGAUGCGCACCAUUCUCACGAAGUAUUUGCUGAGGAGAAACAGAGUGAUCCGAUUUUCAUAGACAGAGAUCCGGAAUUGUUCCGCGUUGUGCUGAGGUACCUCCGAGACGGCAAGAUCAGCCUGACUCGAAACGAUUCGGAUAUCGAACUGGUCAGGGAUGAAGCCGAAUUCUAUGGAGUUGAAUCAUUGGUUGAAAAGCUCCGAUAUGAACAAGCUCACCGGGGACCGUUUUUCACCGGCGAAAGCGUUGUGUGGAGGGAUCCUGAUAUUCGAUGUCUCUGUGCAGACGUUGGAAUCCACUUUGAUGGGUCCACGGAAAAGAUUCCGCUUUGUUUGAAUGCAUUCCGAGAAAUCAAAGGCGAGUUCACCUACCUUUGUGCACGUUAA